CAAUGUUACAAGGGCAACGCUAGCUUGAAUGAAAGAAGCUUGAUCAGACGCUCAAGCUGCAAGACCUUAGCCCAGUGUUGUCUCUUUUGUUUUCGCAAUAUCGUAGCAAAGAUGGUAAGAGAGGGGUCAAGAAGCUCACGAGGCAUGUGAGUAGUCGUCUUGUUUAUGAUAUCAUCAUGUUCGGCUGUAUCAAGUGCAACCGAGGAGAGAAGUUCUAAGCCUUUUCCGGCAUUGAUGGUGUUUGGAGAUUCCACUGUAGAUGUGGGUAUGAACACGUAUUACCCCACGAUUGUCAGAAGCAACUUCGCCCUAUAUGGACGUGGUUACCAAGGUGGCAAGUCAACGGGGAGGUUCACAGACGGCUGCACGGUAAUGACUUCCUUGGUAAGAGUCAACGAUUCCAAAAAGCAAAAAUGUAUCAUAUCCUCACAUGAUUGGAGUUGCCUCAGUGAACGAAGCAAAUUGAGUUCACUUUAUUGCUCACGAGUGCCUAACCUAACGGGGGGUGGUAUUGUGUGGUCCUGGGUUUUAGCUGAGUCCCUUGGCUUAAGAAACUCCCAGAUUCCAUAUUUGCACCCAAACGCGACAGGAGAGCAGAUCUUGCAGGGAGUCAGCUUUGCAUCCGGUGGCUCGGGCUACCUCAAGUCUACUUCUUCAGUACUGAACGUCAUCCCAGCUUUUCAACAGUUUGAGGUGUUUCUUAAAUACAAGAUCAAGAUUUCUGACUUGGUUGGACGAGAAAAGGCUUCUUCAUUUUUCUCCGAGGCACUCUAUUUUAUUUCCGCAGGGAGUAACGAUUUCAUCCUCAACUACCUACCCAUCAAUUCUGUGGUAAAGGAGCGUUACUCAAGGACUGACGGCAAACUUCGUGUUCUCCAACCAAACAGAGUUUUUGAAGGGAGGGCGAAACGUGCUUUUGGUCGGGUUUCCUCCUAUUGGGUGUCUUCCUGCACAGAUCACUCUCUUUGGAAGCGUGGGACAGAAAGGAUGUGUGGAGGACUUGAACCAGAUUUCCAUUGCAUACAAUAAUCGACUGAAAGCCGCAAUUCCUAAACUGGAAUCAAGCUUGCCUGGGUUACGACUAUUGUAUGGAGAUGCGUACACAUACAUCUAUGAAGCAUUCAACAAUCCCUCUAAAUAUGGUGAACAUCCAUCCCAGCAUCAGUCCUCU
Molecule: messenger RNA, 1171 nt
Organism: Physcomitrium patens
Lineage: Eukaryota; Viridiplantae; Streptophyta; Bryopsida; Funariales; Funariaceae
Source: RefSeq, a predicted model, not a curated record